Gamsiella multidivaricata is the source of this 577-nucleotide messenger RNA. RefSeq lists its product as uncharacterized. Lineage: Eukaryota; Fungi; Mortierellomycota; Mortierellomycetes; Mortierellales; Mortierellaceae. The record is from RefSeq and is a predicted model, not a curated record. Bases 31 to 285 code for a protein of 84 amino acids. The transcript has a single exon.
CCUCUGCUGGACUAUGGACCGGUCUGCAGUAUGAAGUGGCAGAGACAGAGAGACCCAGAAACAAAAGGCCUUUUUGUUGUUUCAUUGUUUCUUGCAUUCUUGCAUUCUUGCAUUCUUGCUUUCUUGCUUUCAUGCUUCCUUGCUUCCUUGCUUCCUUGCUUUUAUGCUUCCUUGCUUUUGUCCGUUCUUGUUUGUUUUCUUGCUUUUGUUUGUUUCGUCCCUCUGCUGGCUGCACAUAUGUGCACAUUCAUAUCAGGGGGCAGCUCUUUGCUAGGGCGGGGUUAGACCAUGUACCCGCCUGCUUAGGGACGGGGGACUGCAUCAGUCAAACAUUGCCCAUAGACUAGUCUAUGCACUCACCCACCUUCGUUGAGCGGGAAACACAUCUCCUUCCUUCGCAACACAGUUUACGUACAUGCCGUAGAGGACAAUCGAAACCCAAAUCACUCCAUACAAAGACCUUUCCCGCCAAUUCCAACAGAAACAAAAAAAUAAAAAAAUAAAAAAUUCCUCCCCUCCUCCCAAUGGUCGCUGUAACGCGUUGUUUUUCUAAGAAGACAACACAGACAACACAGAC